Molecule: messenger RNA, 695 nt
Organism: Siniperca chuatsi (mandarin fish)
Lineage: Eukaryota; Metazoa; Chordata; Actinopteri; Centrarchiformes; Sinipercidae
Exons: 4
Coding region: 191-394 (67 amino acids)
Biological process (GO): regulation of gene expression; intrinsic apoptotic signaling pathway in response to DNA damage
Molecular function (GO): zinc ion binding
Source: RefSeq, a predicted model, not a curated record
UGUGACGUCUCAUUCACCACAUCCUGGUUUUGACUUGACAAGACGCCGACAUAGCUGCAGUUUAACGGUUUUCCUGUCAAUUUUCAGUUCACACAUAUAUGCACGCGUAUGCUCUUGUAGGAUAUAAUUUCUCACUACACCAGCUAAAGUGCACGCAUCAACACUGUCCAAUAAAUAAUUAUAUUCCAUCAUGGUAGGCUACUGUCCAAUCUGUGGGAAGCCCGUUUACUUUGGUGAGAAGAAGAGGUCCUUAGGGAGGGACUACCACCCUCUGUGUCUGAAGUGUCAAAAGUGCAACAGACAGCUCACAGCUGGACAACAUGCUGAGUAUGAUGAGAAGCCAUACUGUUCACACUGCUACCUGAAGAUGUUUGGUCCAAGAGGUAACAGGUGACUGGUGUCGCCAUGGCACAGUGCAGCUCCUUCACAGACUCCCAACUGAGCCAAAAUGGACAAACUCUGACAUACGCCUGUUUAUUGGCCAAAAAAUGAAAGAAUUAAUAAAUAUAUAUGAAUGAUAGACAGAUAUCUAACAACUUUAGUUGAUUAUCAUUAACACCUUCACAAAAUUAAAUAUUUAUAAAUGUGCGGUGACCACUUGAUGCCAUGUGUACGUGAUUGUUCACUUUCAUAAUGUAAAUGAAUUUUGUGUGUAGAAAAUUGUAAGUCAGUAUUAAUAAAUGGUAGAUGUCUCA